Messenger RNA from Olea europaea var. sylvestris, 1501 nucleotides. RefSeq lists its product as uncharacterized. The coding region runs from base 422 to 1186 and encodes 254 amino acids. NCBI's taxonomy places the organism in Eukaryota, Viridiplantae, Streptophyta, Magnoliopsida, Lamiales, Oleaceae. Gene Ontology annotation, molecular function: double-stranded DNA binding. Gene Ontology annotation, biological process: regulation of DNA-templated transcription; chloroplast organization. The record is from RefSeq and is a predicted model, not a curated record. Gene Ontology annotation, cellular component: chloroplast. The transcript has 2 exons.
UUUUCGAGUCAAUCUGAAAAUCCUCCCCGUAUCCCCUUAACCCUUCUCCAACGUUGUUGCCCGUCGGCCAGAGCCGCCCCGGCCCCGCCCCGCCCCGCCCCCCUUUUCACAAGCAAUUCCUCAAUAUACGCAGUCGCGGUGCAAAGAAUCUACCCGUCUCUUUUAUUUGAAAAUCUAUAAAUUCUCGAAGAACUAUUCUCAUAGAGCGUGUUGCAAAACAGAUUUUAGCUUCUCAGAACGGGAAAAAGCUGAACGUUUUCGCACCCUUCUGGAAAAUUAUGAAUUUAGUGAUACCCAAAUUUCUAGACUUGCCAAGGAAACCCCAAACAUCUUCUCGUGCAAUCCUCAGAACAUUAUUUUGCCUAAACUCAAAUUCUUUUUAUCUAUAGGAGUCUUGAGUUCUGACCUGCCUAAAGUUAUUAUGGGUAAUCCAGCAUUGUUGGGAGGAAGCAUUGAAAAACAAUUUAUCCCGUGUUAUAAUUUUCUCAAGACAUUAGUGGAUUCUGAUGAAGAUAUUGCUCGGAUCCUAAAGCGCAGUCCUAGAAUUUUAUCUUGCAAUUUGAAAGUAAUGGAGCCCAAUGUAGAGCUAUUGGGUGAAGCUGGGGUGCCAGAGAGCUUUAUCUCAUACAUGUUAAUUCACUUCCCUCAUUCAGUGCAAAUGAAAUGUGACAAGUUUAAGAGAAGUGUGGAGAAAACAAUUCAGAUGGGAUUUGACCCCUCAAGGAUGAUGUUUAUUCGAGCAGUUCAUGUGUUGUGUGAGAUUAGCGAUCAAGCGUGGGAGAAUAAAAUCAAGGUUUAUAGGAGGUUUGGUUUGUCAGAUACUGAGAUUGUAUCAGCCUUCAGAUCACACCCUCUGUGUAUGAGGUUGUCCGAGGAAAAAAUUACGAGGGGAAUGGAGUUUUAUGUAAACGAGAUGAGCUGGUCUCCUGCCAAAGUUGCCCGAUCCCCAGUUGCCCUCUUUUACAACUUGGAGAGGAGGAUCAUCCCACGGUGUCGUGUAAUCAAGAUUUUGAUGGAUAAGGGUUUUGUGAAGGAAAGUUCUACUGUAAUUUACUUUUUGUCAAUGACUGAUCCACAAUUCUUGACUAAGUUUGUGCUCAACUAUAAGAAUGAUUUGCCUGAAAUUAUGGAUGUCAUCAUGCUUGACAGAUCUCGUAGAAUCAUAGUUGGUAGUUGUUUGAAGUAAACGUAAUGCAAGUCAUGAUCCUUCCCGUUCUAUUGUAUAACUAGUUUUUCAAGAUAGAAACUAUUUUUGUGAAGUGAAGUUGCUAUGAUUAGCUAUUGACAGAGCAAAUAUUGAUUGUUUAGUUUAGCAUUUUGCUUCUUCUCUGAAAACGAAUGGAGCAUGUGCUAAAUUCAUACAGCUUUAGCUUGGUUGACCCUUCAUUAUGGUAUGACUUCACAUGGAAUCUCCCUUUCGUUGGGCAAAAAUCUCUUCUGUAAUUUGCACAAUGACAGUAUCUUGUUUCACAUUGAUAUUUAGUUUGGCUUUUUGUCCUUA